AUGCACAGUAGCCGUGUUAUGGGGCGGCUGUCGCACAUGGGCGCCACCGCGGAGUGGCCGACAGUUGCUCCUCUCCUUGAUGCCCCGCAGGAGGGAACUGUGGAGGGGAUUGGCGUGUCCCCGAGCCCGCACCACCUCGCGAUAAAACCCCUGCAGCUCCCGUGUGACAGCUCUGCAUACGGCAGCUUCAGCCCUGAAGGCAUCCCAUUCUCGUGUGAGUCGCCACGGGGGCGGGGCGGUUCAGUUACAUCGGCGAACACCACCUUUGCGACGCAGCUCCAGCAAGAGGCAACCUUCACAUGGGACGACAGCUGCGCUGGAAACCAACGUGGUACUGUUGCUAUGGAGCCAUUCCUCGCGGACGGAAUGCCUCGAGGAAGGUUCAUCCUGUUGAAUCUCCUCACCACAUGGGGCGACAUGCAUGAGGUGGGGCUUAACGGCGUGGAGAUAUUUGACGAGACGGGGAAGCGACUUAUCCCACCCCCAGACUGCGUGGGAGAACAGCUGAUACAGCCGAAACGGAAGCAUCGUGAGAAGAAGGAGCCGGAGAGCAACGAGUCACCGCCACUGGAGGGACGACGAACGGAGGGUGGGCUCACGACACUGACGUGCACGCUCCCGCACAGCCGUCUCUUCGUGAUUGUAGAAUACCCAACCAUCCCUGGUGAGGCAUCUGCUACUGCUGUUGUUGGGGACGCAAGAGAUGGCGAGGCUGAUGCUGCAGAAGAGGUCGAUCCACGACAACGAGUGGCAAAUCUUGUGAAUGGCAUUCAAAACACACAUGACGACACACAGCUUUUCACUAUGCCCUUUACCGCCGACAGCCACCACCUGAUCGGGUUUAUUCUUCCAGAAGCAGCGGUCAUAUCAAUGGUCCGGGUGUACAACUACAGCGGUCGUGGGCGGGUUCAUGCAAAUAAAGGUGUACGUCUUCUGGAGAUGACGAUCGAUGACAAACUCGUCUUCCGCGGAGAGAUUGCAGCGAAUACAGGCGACAUCGUUCCCGCCCAGAGGGUCGGUCUGGAGAACUGUGAGAAUAUACUCUUCACCGAGGAUGCCAGUGUGCUACAGCGUUUGCUUACAACGUCUAAUACAAAUAUGCCGGCUCAAGGUUGGAUGCCUGACUCUCAACGGCAGUCGAGCGCUUUGGCACCGCCAAAGGAUGCCACGUGUCAGUCUACAACGACAGUACUGUUUAGUUCUGGCAACGAAAACCAGGCCCAACGGAUUGGGAGCGAGAAUAGUGUAGUGAUUCCUGCUGCAGCUCUUGUCAAAACAAGUGGGGCACGACAGGACAUUCGACCCAAUGCAACGGCAACGGCUUCUUCUGGUUAUGCUCCCUGCUGUUCCUCAAGCCUGCAAGGCACUUUUUCAGGGUGCCCGAAGGACGUGACAUCUGUCUGCUUGCUGCUGCUUGGUACAUGGGGCGACACAGAGAAAAUGGGCCUCAGCGGCCUUCGCUUUCGCGACGCACAAGGAGACUUGGUGAGCCAUCACAUCACCCACUGGUAUGUGCGCUUUCCACCACAGCAGCAGAGCGGCGACGGCAGUGGCGACGGCGGGUCUGAUGCAUGGACGAAUAGCCUCGUCUACCUUUUCGAUGAGGAUGUUAACACUGCCUUGACGCUUCCGUGUGUAAGUGGAGUUGAGAUCGUUUUUGUCUUUGAGACGCCACUACCCACGUUGAGCUUUGUGGAAGUGGCGAACUACUCGCUGGGGGAGCACACCUUCUGCGGUGUGAAGGAGGCACGACUGUUUCUCUCCUCCGCUACGUCCGGCUGGUCACCCGCCGGCCUCGUCGCGGCGUACGCGGCAUUGUGGGAGCCCAACGGCACGCCCACUCGUGCCGCUCUCGCAGCGCACGGUGUCUUUGAGGUUACACCAGAGGCGGGUGUGAUUCUGCGCAAGGCACCAGCGUUCCUAUCAAUUCCACGUUUUCAGACGUACGAUUUGUCGCUUGCUAAUGUAGCCAUGGCGGCAGCCAUGUCUUCUGGGGGUGGUGGUAGCCGUGCACUGCUUGGAUCCUUGUCACACAGCCUCAGUGCUUCCAUGACGAUACGAGCGGAGAUGGCGCUGCGACGCGCCCGCAUGGCGUUGAAGCCCCGUCCAGAGUGGCUGUUGGAGUACCAACCGUACAUAACCCCGCUGCUUCCUGUCGCGUAUGUGCUGAAGGUGUCGCUCGUGCUCUGCGCGAAGGAUGUAGAGGAGCUGAAGGAGUAUGCGAAGGAGUGGAUGCUGAAGCCGCUACGAGCCUGCACAUUUGCCGACGAGAAUGGCCAGCGCGUCCGCAUCAGUAGCGCCAACAGGCGAAACAAAAGCGACAAGAAAUAUGCGAGCAGCAAUGACAGCUCCAAAAAUGGGACCUCUGAGGUUCCUAGCGGCCUUGUGACAGAGUGCCUCUUCACUCCUCUACCGAAUUCCUUGCAGCGUGACGCCGAGGCUGCAGCUGCUGCACAGUCUGGCAUUCACGUCUCGCUGGUGCGGGCGUCGGUGUCGCUGGUGUACGUGGCGGACUCCCCCUUCUGUGUCUCAAUUAUCUCGUUGAACCGCCCGCUGGUGGUGGGACAGCGGGCGGCGUGGGUGCGGCACGUCUAUGUGUGGAUGGACGAUGGAUUGGUGUUCGACAGUGGCGAUGCAGGCGUGCCGCGCCACGUGCAACACACUGAGCCCGCCCCGUCACUGCAUCAGUUGUUGGGAGAGGAGCAGAUGUCACCAUUGGCUGCGGGAGGUGCCGCUAGCAACGCGGCAGCACCACAGGACAGUCUUACGUACUACACACGCGUGAAGCCUCUGAUUUUCUUUACGCUGGACGCUGCAGUGCUGGAGGAGGCCCGCUGUGAGGUCAUGGAGGCAGCAGUGGUACACAAGUAG
Messenger RNA from Trypanosoma grayi, 2871 nucleotides. RefSeq lists its product as hypothetical. Lineage: Eukaryota; Euglenozoa; Kinetoplastea; Trypanosomatida; Trypanosomatidae. The record is from RefSeq and is a predicted model, not a curated record. The transcript has a single exon. Bases 1 to 2871 code for a protein of 956 amino acids.